Molecule: messenger RNA, 1572 nt
Organism: Sarcophilus harrisii (Tasmanian devil)
Lineage: Eukaryota; Metazoa; Chordata; Mammalia; Dasyuromorphia; Dasyuridae
Gene: MRM3
Product: mitochondrial rRNA methyltransferase 3
Exons: 4
Coding region: 510-1511 (333 amino acids)
Biological process (GO): RNA processing
Molecular function (GO): RNA methyltransferase activity; RNA binding
Source: RefSeq, a predicted model, not a curated record
CCGCGCAGUCUCGCUGCUGUUCCCCCUUAACAGGGUCCGCUGCGUGCAAACGGGCUCCGUUAAAACGCUCAAGCGGCUGCGUGUGAAACUACCCCUCCCCCCCAAAGCGCAAACCCCUAAACCCCGCGUUGUCUCCGACUUGGAGAUGGAGCAUCGCGACCUCCCGCGCGGGCUCUGGCCGGAGUGAUCUGGGCUUCCGGGCCCGCGAGCCCCGCACCGUCGGCCGGCCUGCGGGGGGUUCUACCGGUCCUCACUCUCCCGUGCGCGCGGCUGGGCCGUCUCAGUGGGGAAGGUCCCUCCGGGCCGCGAGGGGGCGCGGCGGAGGGAGCGCCGACCUCCGACUCUUCCCGGCCGUGGGACCUGGGCGAGUCCCUCACCCCCAACUGCCUCGGGAAAAAGGGUCCUUUGGGAGUCAGGGAAGCUCGCGAGAUGAGCUCUCAGAGUCCGCGCGCCCGUCCAAGGGCUGCAUCUCCCGGGAAUGGCAGAGCCGGACGCGGAGCAGCAAGGUGAUGACAAUCGUCAAGUCUCGGAGCUUCCGGGAGAAGAAGGGGAAGAUCCUGCUGGAGGGCCGGAGGCUGAUGGCGGACGCCCUGAGAGCCGGCGCCCAGCCGCAGACGGUCUUCUUCAGCCGGCUGGAGUACGUGAAGGAGCUCCCCGGGGACAAGCUGAAAGGGGCCAGCCUCGUCAAGGUGAAGUUUGAUGAGAUCAAGGAGUGGUCUGACCUCGUGGCUCCCCAAGGAAUAAUGGGCAUUUUUGCCAAACCUGACCACGCUAAGAUGAAGUUUCCGGAGACCCAACUUCAACAUUCUCUGCCCUUGGUGCUGAUUUGUGACAAUCUUCGUGAUCCUGGAAACUUGGGCACCAUCCUGAGAUCUGCUGCUGGGGCAGGUUGCUGCAAGGUGCUGCUCACCAAAGGCUGUGUGGACGCGUGGGAGCCCAAGGUGCUCCGGGCUGGCAUGGGGGCUCACUUCCAGGUGCCCAUCAUCAGCAACCUGGAGUGGAAGCAUGUCCCCGACCACUUACCCUCAGACACCAGGGUCCAUGUGGCCGACAACUGCGGCCGGCACGCCGGGGCCCAGCAGUCCGGCAGAGCCAGUGACCAGGGUGGGGUGUGUGACCGGCGCUUUCAGAAACAUCGCAAAUACCAGGAGGAGGAGCUGCGGGAAGCAGUGCCAGCCGGGAACUGGCUCCCGGACCUCAAAGUCCAGAGCUACGACAUGGCUUGGACAGAGGCGCCGGUGGCCAUAGUGAUAGGGGGGGAGACCCACGGGGUCAGCGUGGAGUCCCUGCAGCUGGCCGAGAGCACCGGGGGCAAGAGGCUGCUGAUCCCUGUUGUGCCGGGCGUAGACAGCCUGAAUUCGGCCAUGGCGGCCAGCAUCCUGCUCUUCGAGGGGAGAAGGCAGCUAAGAGGUGGGGGCCCCCAGGCCAGGCUGAUGGGCGGCAGCGAGGACCCCACCUCUGCUCAGGACCUUGGUGCUCUCCAGGAGGAGUUUUCGCGCUUGAGGAGCUAGGGGGCCGUUGGACAGUCACCUGGUCCCCAGUUUUCUGAUUAUACUUUUUUCUUAGAACCUG